GUGAGUGUUUGUGUGUGUGUUGUUGCUGAGCAGCGCGCUGCGGCUCCCAUGCUCGACUCGGCUGCCAGCGUUUGCAUCGCCCCACGAGGAGGGGGCCAGCGUGGGGGGCUAGGUGCGCUCCGCCCCCAGCUGCUUUGCCGUCGCCCCCCACGGCAGGGCGCGCUCAGCGGUCCCCAUGUUUCUUGGGUACGGCCGCGCCCUGAUGGCCACGUUGCCGUCAUCGGACUCUAGUUGCGCCUCUGCGUAUGAGCCCCAAAUCGAGCUGCACCAAUCCUCACACCUUGCACGCACAUGGCAGGGUCUGCAUCCCGAGUGCGUGCCCUCCACUUUCAAAGAAGACCUCGCCAAGGCCGACUUUCUCGACGGCGACGGCGCCCUCUACGAGUAUGCCGUCGAGACGGCGGCGUGCAAGGCGCGCGAGGUGUACGAGCGUCUCGUCAAGCAAGACGGCAUGAAUCCGCCGGAUCUCGUCAUUGCCGCAGACACCAUCGUGCUGAAGGACAAGGUGAUCCUCGAGAAGCCAAGAGACAAAGUCGAUCAGUUGAGGAUGUUGGCGGAACUCAACGAUGGCGAACGCGCGCGUGCGGCGAGCAACAGUGUGAAGUAAUCACGGGCAUCUCCAUCAUCCAUCC
Tilletiopsis washingtonensis is the source of this 632-nucleotide messenger RNA. RefSeq lists its product as hypothetical. The record is from RefSeq and is a predicted model, not a curated record. The transcript has 2 exons. Lineage: Eukaryota; Fungi; Basidiomycota; Exobasidiomycetes; Entylomatales. The annotation marks the transcript as partial. Gene Ontology annotation, molecular function: nucleoside triphosphate diphosphatase activity.